GCACAAUAGUAAGUCGUGAGAUACCAUGUGAUCAGGGGGACUACACAAGGCGCCUCGGGCAUCAUGAUUACAUGGUUGCUAUGGAGCCAAACGCUAGUUUCAGGCCGAUGCCAUACUUCAGGAUCGUUAAGCAUUCCCGUUGGCGGAAGUUAUCACUGACUGGAUAGGCUGUUCUUGUAAAGUGCCCGCGAGAUAGACUCUUGACAAUGCCUAUGGUGCCAUGUUUCAUGUCCAAGUUGACGCGUGGUAUCGUUUCCCAGCGGGGGCCAAGUCGAUAUCGAACUUGCACCUCAGCGCGUGAUGCGGUCUACGUCGGGAGACUGGCUGACCCUCGUGAUUCGACAUUCAGGGGGAUCAUCUACCAUGCACGAGGGAGAAGUCACCGGUUAAUGAGACAUGGUGCGAUCAGGCUCAUGAAACUGCUAUGCGAUUUGUGAAGAGUCUGCGAAAAUGUGGCGGUGGAUUAUAGCUGGCUUUGACUAUCAACAUGAGUCGUGAUCUCUACGAUGUGUGCAAGCUGGAUGAAUUCUUCUCGCACAAAGAAUCGGGAAUGGUGGAUUUCGAGGCAGAAGCCAGAGUCUCUGACCUCCACGUAUUGGGCUUGCAGGUUCACAGAAUGAAGCUUUUCGCGGAUUGUAGCUCGAAGCACGCCCGAGCACGCCUGUGUGCUAUCGCAAGCCUACCUUGGAGAAUGUGUGAAGCACGUGUCAUUUGUGAUUUGCUAGACACUGCAGCGAGUCGUGACCUCAACGUUGGGAACGUCAUACUGAUCUCGGCAAGCGCUCUCGGCACAACCCGAAGAAUGCAAAGUCUUCCCCGGAUGGUGCAGUCAUCUCGUGUGUGGGGUCUGAAAGCUGUGAGACAGGCCUGUGUUGACUCAUCUGGGAACAGCUCAACAUGUUGCAUUGAACGCUGGCCAUCAACACCGACGGAGACCGUUAGUGGUCUGAAGAUCCUCCGCAGAGCACCAGCGAGGUGUCGCAACUUGUGCGCAUGUGUUGAGGAGCUCAGUGUGACAAUUUUAGCCCAGUGAUUGCUCAUGCACCAAUGACAUUUUGAGACACGCCAAGGGUGCAUCAGCGAGCACUUUAGAGGGGGGAAUUGGGUGGUGCCAUUUUCUGAUGGAUG
Messenger RNA from Microdochium trichocladiopsis, 1128 nucleotides. RefSeq lists its product as uncharacterized. The record is from RefSeq and is a predicted model, not a curated record. Lineage: Eukaryota; Fungi; Ascomycota; Sordariomycetes; Xylariales; Microdochiaceae. The transcript has a single exon. Bases 488 to 1033 code for a protein of 181 amino acids.